Blumeria graminis f. sp. triticale is the source of this 366-nucleotide messenger RNA. The record is from the annotation of a GenBank genome assembly. Lineage: Eukaryota; Fungi; Ascomycota; Leotiomycetes; Helotiales; Erysiphaceae.
AUGGCUUACAAGAAAAAUCCGUCGCCAAUACCUCGCUCAUUAUUAAGAAAGAUUUUACCUCUUAUAGCCCUUUUUAUCUUGGUCUCUGCCCUAUCAUUCAUUUGCUACCAAAUUUAUCGUACCAUUCUAAAGAUCUCGUCUGCAACGUCAGAAAAAAUGCAAAAACGAAACAUGAGCAUUUCGAAGGGCGGAGCCAAACUUAGCAUCAGGGAAAUCAAAAAUGAAGGCUAUGUUGAUACGACACAAAGUUUCGUCGUUAAGGCCUGGAACUUGAGCAACUUUUCUGGUCAGACAGGUCGCAUUAGAUGGGGCAGCAUAACUUCAGGCAGUAGGAGGAAUAGCGAGGUGAGACGUCAAGCUACUUGA